AUGCUGUCCCCACCCAACAAGGAUAUCACUAAGCUGUCCCCACCCAACAAGGAUAUCACUAAGCUGUCCCCACACAACAAGGAUAUCACUAAGCUGUCUCCACCCAACAAGGACAUCACUAAGCUGCACCCACCUAACAAGGAUAUCACUAAGCUGUCCCACCCAACAAGGAUAUCACUAAGCUCUGUCCCACCCAACAAGGAUAUCACUAAGCUGUCCCCACCCAACAAGGAUAUCACUAAGCUGUCCCCACCCAACAAGGAUAUCACUAAGCUGUCCCCACCCAACAAGGAUAUCACUAAGCUGUCCCCACCCAACAAGGAUAUUACUAUGCUGUCCCCACCCAACAAGGAUAUCACUAAGCUGUCCCCACCCAACAAGGAUAUCACUAAGCUGCACCCACCUAACAAGGAUAUCACUAAGCUGCACCCACCCAACAAGGAUAUCACUAAGCUGUCCCCACCCAACAAGGAUAUCACUAAGCUGUCCCCACCCAACAAGGAUAUCACUAAGCUGUCCCCACACAACAAGGAUAUCACUAAGCUGUCUCCACCCAACAAGGACAUCACUAAGCUGUCCCCAUCCAACAAGGAUAUCACUAAGCUGUUCCCACCCAACAAGGAUAUCACUAAGCUGUUCCCACCCAACAAGGAUAUCACUAAGCUGUCCCACCCAACAAGGAUAUCACUAAGCUUGUCCUACUUCCCCAGUGUCCUACUUCCCCACAGUGUCCUACUUCCCCACAGUGUCCUACUCCCCCAGUGUCCUACUCCCCCAGUGUCCUACCCCUCCACAGUGUCCUACUUCCCCAGUGUCCUACUCCCCCAGUGUCCUACCCCCCACAGUGUCCUACUCCCCCAGUGUCCUACUUCCCCAGUGUCCUACUCCCCCAGUGUCCUACUCCCCCAGUGUCCUACUCCCCCAGUGUCCUACUCCCCCACAGUGUCCUACUCCCCCAGUGUCCUACUCCCCCACAGUGUCCUACUCCCCCAGUGUCCUACUCCCCCACAGUGUCCUACUCCCCACAGUGUCCUACUCCCCCCUACUCCCCCACAGUGUCCUACUCCCCACAGUGUCCUACUCCCCCACAGUGUCCUACUCCCCCACAGUGUCCUACUCCCCCACAGUGUCCUACUCCCCACAGUGUCCUACUCCCCCACAGUGUCCUACUCCCCCACAGUGUCCUACUCCCCCACAGUGUCCUACUUCCCCACAGUGUCCUACUCCCCCACAGUGUCCUACUCCCCCACAGUGUCCUACUCCCCCACAGUGUCCUACUCCCCCACAGUGUCCUACUACCCCACAGUGUCCUACCCCACAGUGUCCUACUCCCCCACAGUGUCCUACUCCCCCACAGUGUCCUACUCCCCCACAGUGUCCUACUCCCCCACAGUGUCCUACUCCCCCACAGUGUCCUACUCCCCAGUGUCCCCCCCACAGUGUCCUACUCCCCCACAGUGUCCUACUCCCCCACAGUGUCCUACUCCCCCACAGUGUCCUACUCCCCCACAGUGUCCUACUCCCCCACAGUGUCCUACUCCCCCACAGUGUCCUACUCCCCCCCUACUCCCCACAGUGUCCUACUCCCCCACAGUGUCCUACUCCCCCACAGUGUCCUACUCCCCACAGUGUCCUACUCCCCCACAGUGUCCUACUCCCCCACAGUGUCCUACUACCCCACAGUGUCCUACUCCCCCACAGUGUCCUACUCCCCCACAGUGUCCUACUCCCCCAGUGUCCUACUCCCCCACAGUGUCCUACUCCCCAGUGUCCUACUCCCCCACAGUGUCCUACUCCCCCACAGUGUCCUACUCCCCCACAGUGUCCUACUCCCCCACAGUGUCCUACUCCCCUACUCCCCACACAGUGUCCUACUCCCCAGUGUCACAGUGUCCUACUCCCCCACAGUGUCCUACUCCCCCACAGUGUCCUACUUCCCCAGUGUCCUACUACCCCACAGUGUCCUACUACCCCAGAGUGUCCUACUCCCCCACAGUGUCCUAA
Messenger RNA from Oncorhynchus masou masou (cherry salmon), 2004 nucleotides. RefSeq names its product DNA-directed RNA polymerase II subunit RPB1-like. The record is from RefSeq and is a predicted model, not a curated record. Lineage: Eukaryota; Metazoa; Chordata; Actinopteri; Salmoniformes; Salmonidae. The transcript is spliced from 3 exons. The coding region runs from base 1 to 2004 and encodes 667 amino acids.